GCACCGGAAGUGUCACAUCACCCUUUAAAGUGCCAACAACAGUUCUUCGAGUGCUGUCUGGCCUUACGAUAGUCAUUUAGGGCCAAAUUUAGUUAAUAUUCAGUUUAUAAGUUAAAUUAAUAUUUAUAUAAUAAAUAGUGUAAAUAGGAAGUCUAGUUGGAUUCCAUACACAAAGAUGUUUAUUUGGGACUGGUUUACGGGGGUCUUAGGAUAUUUAGGCUUGUGGAAGAAGUCCGGUAAGCUGCUCUUCCUAGGGCUGGAUAAUGCUGGAAAAACUACUCUGCUUCACAUGCUCAAGGAUGAUAGGCUCGCACAGCACGUACCUACAUUACAUCCCACAUCUGAAGAACUGUCUAUAGGAAACAUGAGAUUCACAACAUUCGAUUUGGGAGGCCACACACAAGCCAGGAGAGUCUGGAAGGAUUAUUUCCCAGCGGUGGACGCUAUUGUGUUUUUGGUUGAUGCUUAUGAUCGUGCCAGAUUCGUGGAGAGUAAAAACGAGUUGGAUUCCUUGCUCACAGAUGAGACCCUUUCCAACUGUCCGGUUUUAAUUCUCGGUAACAAAAUUGAUAUGCCCGGUGCAGCUUCCGAGGAUGAACUCCGGAAUUUCUAUUCCCUCUUCGGAGUCACCACUGGAAAGGGUAAAGUUUCGAGGUCGGAUUUGCCUGGCCGUCCAUUAGAAUUGUUUAUGUGUUCCGUACUUAAAAGGCAAGGGUAUGGUGAGGGUUUCCGUUGGCUUGCACAGUACAUUGACUGAAUACUCUUUGAUUAAAGAUAAGGCCAGACGUAAAUAAUAGGACGUUAUACAAAAAAAAAUAUCUGUGGUGUUGUGCAUUCUAACUGUGUUACCAUAAAACCUUAUUGGUAAUUUACGAGCUAAAAAAUAUAAUGAAAACAAUUUGUUGAGAUCUGUGCUAAACAUCACACGCAUUCAUCUCAUCGGAUUGUUUUCUGGUUUCUCUUAGGAGGAGGAGGUACACAGAUAUAUUAUGCUUCUUGUUUAUCUUUUUUAUAACAAUAAAAAGAAAACCCUUAAAGAUG
Molecule: messenger RNA, 1041 nt
Organism: Nicrophorus vespilloides
Lineage: Eukaryota; Metazoa; Arthropoda; Insecta; Coleoptera; Silphidae
Gene: Sar1
Product: GTP-binding protein SAR1b
Exons: 6
Coding region: 176-757 (193 amino acids)
Biological process (GO): endoplasmic reticulum to Golgi vesicle-mediated transport; membrane organization; vesicle organization
Cellular component (GO): COPII vesicle coat; endoplasmic reticulum exit site
Molecular function (GO): GTPase activity; GTP binding
Source: RefSeq, a predicted model, not a curated record